Molecule: messenger RNA, 10639 nt
Organism: Porites lobata
Lineage: Eukaryota; Metazoa; Cnidaria; Anthozoa; Scleractinia; Poritidae
Source: the annotation of a GenBank genome assembly
CAUCGAACAGGUAUUCAUCUGGAUAUACACCCUCAUUUCCUAUGGCUUUUUGUUAAUUUUCUUUCCGCUGGGAAUAGUUUCAACAUCAGCCUUUGCAGUUUGUUCUUCCUUUUGGUCGAUCGUCGGUUUCUUAGCAUGCGUUUUUAUUACGUUUGCUGUCGUAGGUGUUUGGCUCGAACGAAAGGGUGAGUAUAUUAGAGCAAUUUCAAUUUCAUAUAUGAUUGCUUACUUUUACUUUUAAAUACCCUGUUUGUUUCUAACCGAACAACUGAUGAGAAUGUAGUAAUUGAAAACCUACAAUGCUUCUCUACAAAGCGUGUAUCUUCGUCCCAACCGAUUUUGAGCUGCUACUGAUAACGGGAAAAUGUAGUUCGAUUUUAUUUUUCAUUCCCCUUUCCCAGUGUCCAUUAUAAUUACUUCGCCCAUAAAAAAAACGGCGUGACUUUCAUUUUCGGUUUGAAUAUUCAAAUCAGUUUCCGCUCUCGCAGAGAAACGAAUUCCUAUUUUCUCUUUUGCCAUUUCAUCUUUCGUUUUCCUAUAUCAAUAACAACAGAAUUUAAUCUCUAUUUUCGCUUUUCGCUUUCGCGCCGUAUGCUAUAGGAAAACAGAAUUACGUUUUCUAUAACAUAGUAAAACGGAAGUUAAAUUUUCGUUGUUUGUCAUCCUUUCCUUUUGACGUCCGCUCAUUGACAAAUAAAUUAAGGCAUCGGUCGAAAGGUAUUUUCGUUGAAAGAUGAGGGGGUGGCGUAUGUUCGUAACUAUCUAUCGCAAGGCUGUAAAUUGUGUAUAACAUACGAUUUCUCGAAAAGUUAUAUUUUGUAUCACCUCGACAUUGUGCAAAUUAGGUCACGUGAUCUCUUACGGCCACAAAUUCCCAAAAGCCUUUAAGCAAAAAUGGCAGCAGUUUAAAUUCGGAGUUAUUCAUUUUAAUUGCUACAAGACAACUUACAACAUAAAGAACUACAAAACUGUGCAUGGCAACAGUUUGAAUCAUCCUCGGAGACCCAGAGGCAGAUAGUGGGGGAGAGGGAAAGUCUAAACGGGCGGAAAAAUAUGGCACGAAGAAAAGAAAAGAACGGCGAGAAGAGCCCCUGGGGACAAUGGUAGUCUUUACAAUAGAGCCUAAAUGAGCUCAGAAAUAUUUCAAGACAAGUAAAUUUUAAUUACUUCAAGUAAAAUAAAGCUUCACACACAACCGAUUCUUUUUUACUUCAGGUUAACUUAAGGCUAUUUUCCCAUGCAACAUAAUUACGAUUGACUGACGUGUUUCGCACGUCAGCUAAGUCGAUUUUAAGGAUGGUUUUCAAGUCGCUUGAAACUUUCUUGAAUCGUUUCAACUUUCCAACUUAAAUGAGAUGCAAAGUAAAGUCACUUGAGAUUUUACUUAGGCCUUCACACACCAAUUUUUGGUUAAGUAAAACUUAGCAGCUCUUAAGUCUUACUUAACAGCCUAGUGUAAAGACAGCCAAUGUCUUACCAGACCAGUUCCAAACGGUCACGGCCGUUCUGCCUUUUGAUUGGACAGAAAAACACAAGAGUUUUCUGGCACCAAUCAGAAGCCAGAACGGCAGCGACCGUUUGGAACUGGUCUGGUAAGACAUUGUCCCCAGGGGCUCUUCGCGCCGUUCUUUACUUUUCUUCGUGCCAUAUUUUUCCGCCCGUUUAGACUUUCCCUCGCCCCCACUAUCUGCCCCUGGGUCUCCGAGGAUGAGUUUGAAUAGGUGAGUAGUUCUGAGGAAAAAGGUUUUUUUUUAGUAGUACCCAGUCCCCCAUUACAAGUUAUUCCUUUAAUCAGACCUUUCCUUUACAAAAUCUUAACAUUGCCAAGCACAGAAAUGAUAUAUACCUAAAGGCCUUAAAAUUAUGCAACUAGUAACACAAUUUUAAAAGCUUGUUUUUGUGUUCAGGUUUAUCCUUAUGUGUGACUAUAAUUCUUAGAAUUAGUUUCAAAUAAAAACAAACAUACAGCAGAAUGCAAGCAAUGAAUUCCCAAAGAUUUUAAUCAAUAACAACAAGCAUUUAUAUAUCUCACUAAUAUAUUAUAGUUAUGUUUUUAAAAUAAACGCUGUAUAAUGAAAUGUUGUUUGUAAAAUGCAUACUCCAAAAUCCGUGUGGAUUGUUACUGACAAAUACACAAUGAAGACAUAUUUAAAAGAAAGGUUUCAGAAAGUAUCUUCGACUUAGUGAAUUGUAACUGAAUUGAACAUGUUCGUUUCUGUCGUAUUCAUUUUUUUAUUUCAUGAGAUCAAUACAAAUAAGUAUUUUAAAUGAACAGGAAAACCUUAAUUCAGUUUGCCCACCUCGGUAAGCAAAUCGCUCGUUUCAUUCUGAUUCGCCUCUUUGCCAGGGCAAAUUAUGACCUCAAUUGUAAUUCUUUUUGUUCGUCUCGUCCAUUCACCUCCUUAGAAAAAGUAGUAAACUACAACAGGAAAGUUAUCCGCUGAAAACGAUUCUGCUGAGUGGAUUGUUUAGGGCGCUUUGAAACUAAUUGUCCCCUCGCAACAAGAUUUCAUCGACUGUGUUCGUGAUCCACAAUGAUCUACAGCUGAUAACUGGUUGAGCUCAUGGAACGACAGUGCUGCGAAAAUGAAAGAACAUUGUCUCCCCCUCGAAUCUUCACUUAAACGUUCGCUACCUUCCCAAAAAACGUAACUUUUCAACUGACAUGACAAGCAAAUGAGUAACUUACUGGCAGCGUUACAAGAAAUCCCCAGAUAAUGUUAAACUGUUCCUCGCACUCGCGUCCGACUCUCGACUGCCAACCUCAUACGAAUGUCUAACCAAGAGGUCACAGAUUCAAGAGUGCUAAGACACGCUUUAAUAAGUUUUUCGCCAUUUCCUUUUAAGGCGUGUUCAGAAAGAAUCAUAGAUUUUCACUUUCUAGCGGUCACAAAAUUCUCGGAUAAAAAAUUUUGGCCGCCAUUGUACUCUGCUUGUAUACUGGAUAAGGUGCUACGCGGCGGGGACUGGGAACUGGUAAAACAGCGAAACAAACUUCGAAACUACCAAACAAAUUACCAAACAAACUACCCAACAAAUCGAGUUCUCAGACGCUUUCAAGACAAAAAUAGGUAGCUGCCCUGUGCGGGCCGCAAAUAUUUGCCUACUUACCGAAAUAUUUAGCCGGGGUUCUAGGCCUUUCCCGAUUAUGCUAGUAAAACUGGCAUUUAAUCUCUUUUUACGCCCCCCCCCCCCCCACCCCCUCAAAAAAAAGCUCAAAUUAUACCCGAUUCGUAAAAUAAUGUUACUUUGAAAAGUAGGUUGAGUUUGAUUGUCCGGGUGAACGUAGUCCUGAAUAGGACUGUUGUUGUUGACAGUGACUGACGUUUCGACAACCUGUGCGGUAGUCAUCUUCAGAGUUAAAGUGAGUUGUAUCACGUCAGUUGAUGGUAUCACACUCUGGUUAUUGAUUUUUAUUGGUCAAUUACGUCGUGAUGUUAUUGGUCGUCUGCCAAACUCAAUCUACUUUUGAAAUUACUCCUGGGUUCAAACCUUUCACAAUGUUACUUUGGUUCCAGAAAAUGUUUUUUUCUUAAUGUUCAAGCAAAACGUAGCUCACAUCAUGUGUGCUUAUCAUUAACUGAAUAAAGUGAAAAGUUCUUAUAAUAUAAUUGUUUGUUAAAAUUUCUGAUACACCGGGUACCCAAAACUUGUCCAAUGGUAAACAGUUAAUUCAUGUUCGAAGUCCUUAGCGUUUGUUGUACUGUGACUGUGACUGGCCUAUUAUUUCAAGCUUUAUUGGGCAGGAUCAAAAACAGGUCGAAAUAUACAAACAUGAAAGACAGGAAAGAAUUAAAGACCAAAAGGGCAGGGUACUAACGGAACACUUCGACCCAUGCAGGCUGCCAAACCUAUGGAAAUAUAAGAAUUUUAAACGAUACAUACAAAAAAUAAAAUCCAGUUGUAGUAGGAGAAAAAUCUAAUUGUAGAAAACUUUAAUGGGAGAAAAUUUCCGUCUAACUGUAAAGAAAUCUAAUAUUCAAAAUGAAAAAUAAAGUAUAUAUGUUGUGGUUCAGUUUUAUCCUUGGUUUAAAUUUUAUUUUCUUUUGUUUCAAACUCAUUAUCAUACAUAACCAUACCCAAAAACAAAAGAAAAUAAAAUUUAAACCAAGGAUAAAAUUGAACCACAACAUAUUCAGCGAGUGUCAUGGACGUUCGCAAGAGAUUGACCAUUAGCAGACCGUGUCCACAUCAAAGACAUUCAUUAAAAGAGAAUUAUGUAAAUUCUUCAAAAAUAAUUGUAAACAGCUAAGAGAGGUAACACCACUAGGGACAGUUUCAUUGCAUAAGUUGUCCCCCCCCGUACGGACAAAAUAUGAAGCUUGCAAAGUGCGGGUCUUACAGGCCGGAACAGUAAGAUAACAGCCAGCAGACUGGCCACGCUGCGUAUGUACGUUGAUGAUUGUUAAAAGUUACGUAGUUAGAGACAUCUAUAUCAAUGAAGCCGUAGACAGCUUUGUAAAAGAAAACGAGAUCCUUGAUUUUUCGAUCGUAAGCAAGAGGCAGCAUAUCCAAGGAGAGCAGCCUCUCCCCAUAUGACAUCAGGCCUGGCUUCAAACUUAAAAUCCAUCUGGUGCCACGUCUCUAACUUACUCAACCUUAACUUUUAGUGUCUAACAAAGGUGGGGCUUCGCAAUUGCUAGAUACAAGGACCUUGUUACUGACACUUUAGUUAAUAAGGGACAUGAUCUUUUUAGCAGACCUUGAAGUUUCAACCGGUAAUACCGGUUUUCCCCUGGUGCGCAUGUUCAAUCAUGAGAACCGCUGACUUUUUCCGUGCCCACGGCAUAACAUAACAUUUUAUUAGCAUUCCCAUAUACAGAAACGGUACUGCUUUUAAACUAUUACAAUUGAGUUUUAAUAAUAUUUAAUAUAAUCAAUAAACAGAUAGAAUUAAUUAAAAGAUAUAAUUAGAAAUCUCCAUUUCCCAUGCUUUUGUUUUAUGGAAUAAUAUUCUCUAAGUUGAAAUGCUUCAUAGACAUACUGGCCAAGACUUUUUUACAAACAUGUGGAUCAAUAUUGUUAAAACGAAAUAUAACUUUUUCCGAUUUUUUCAAGUCUACGAAUUUGUCAAUCAAUCGACAAAACAUGGCAGCUCUUCGCUUUCGUACAAAGCCUUUGAAAAAGUCGUCAAAUGUGCUAUUACAAAGUUAAAAUCGGACGGAUUUCAAGGUCUCUGUAUAAUUUUCUGUGUGGCAACGAUACGUUUGUCUCGCCUCCUACUCAUUAAAAAAUCACUCCAUUUGAAAGCGAGGCCCGCGGAGGCUCGGUUACUUUUGAAUUUGGAGCAUGCUCAAAAGGAAUUGUGCAUGCCGCGAGUAGAGUCUCCUUUCUCUUCCCAAUUUUUCUAGGAAGAUCGAAGGAGACUCUGCUCGCAGGGUACGCGUUCACUAAAACUUGAUCACUUUAAAAUUCAUCACGGGCUCUCGCUGUUUCCCUCUCCCCAGUCCCCUCAAUCCUUUUGUUGUUGUUGUUUCUUUUUUUCCCUUUGUACAACCUUCAAGAGGUGCGUGUUUGGGGGAGAAUUCAAAAACGGAUCUGUGAUCUCAGAUCAUAUGGAUUUUUCACCACCAAAACUGAAACCGAAGAUCAAAAAAAAGGAUCAUUUACCUUGGACAACGGCAUGUCUUCUUGCCCCUCGUGAUGAGAAAAAUAGAGGAAAAAAACAACAAACUGCGCUGAUCCUAGCUAGCGUACGUAUACGAAUUGUAUUGUUUCUAUUUGAAAGACAAUCGUCUCUCGAAUAGAAUCCACCUUAGGAUAGUAAAAUUAUAAGCCAGAAUUUAAAACCGAAGCUUAUAAAUCGUUUAUUUUUGAAAUUACUUGGAAAAAAAACCGGCUUAAGCAGACACUACAUACGUACAAAAAACAAGAAAAGUAAGGGUUUAAAAACAGUCUACGAAUGUAAAUAGAUGACAUACAUGGAAUCAGAGUCCCUUCAUUUUUCUGAAGAAAAGAAAUUUUAAAAGUGGAAUGAGCAAGCCGAAAUCGACCUAAAGCCGAUAACACUGAAAUCCAUCGUCAAAACUACUACAUUAUUUCGGAUUCGAUACGCACAGAAAAUCCCUUUUAUUCACAGAUACUGUUAUUAAUAGCGACAAUUGACCCUAACAGUAAAAAAAAGGGUAACUAUUUCCAGUCAGUGCAUAACCCUGAGACGAAAUUCUUUUCUAUUAUCACUAAUGGUGCGGCUUCUUCUAGUUUCCUAUAAACAGGUUUGAGGACAAUUAAAUAAGUAUUUAUUUAUUGAUUUAUUGAUUUAUUCGGUUUUAUUUGUUUAUUUUAAUAAACCUACAAGAAGGGCCUGACACAGUAGCCUGCGAACUCCUCGCUCUUAGCCGCUUGGGACGUUUCGAGAGGAAAACGUCGUUUCUCCUAGUGAAACGUCCCCCAGCGGCGAUGACCGAGGAGAAACGACUGUUUUCGCAGUGUACUAACACAGAAGUAUUAUUAUGAAAUCACGUGGUUGUUUUUCCGUAUAAUUAUUUCAUUUUUUUAUUAACUUACAUUCUUUUACUCACUUUCUCAGAACACAUUCAUUGGGGCAACCCAGAUGCACCCAUUUGCCCAGAGUUUAUUCUUGGCAAAUGUAAGAAUGGUUCCCAGUGUACCGGCCAUCACUGCAUUUUGCCUUACCAGUGGCAAUAUUCCGAUUGCAAUGACCAUGAAUGGAAGAAUUUGAAUGAGGAAGACAACGAGAGGCUUGAAAAAAUGUAUUGUGACGAGACUCUUGAGAAAAGUUUAAAUACGGGCAUUUACAAAUCAUUUGAAAGGCAUGUUACAAUACUCUGCUCUAGUAUUUAAUACACUAAUAUUUAACUCAUUAUCACUAAUAUAACUAUAUUGAGAAGUUAGUGAACAUAUUUCACUCUUAAUCAAUUUUCCAUGAGAAAGGGCGCAUAACUUAAAGUAUGCCCGUUGGCCAGAGAUGGUAAAAACAGCGUGUAAGAAUUACUGCAGAGCGGCUUAAUCAGUAUCACAUAUAGUUCCAGGCAGGUACUUGCCACUCGAGUACACUGGCCAGGCAUAUAGCAUUGUUUAAUUUAAGUCAGUUUUAGGGCGUAAAACUAUGCUACAUUAGUGAUUGUCAUCUGAACAAAAAUAUUAAUAACAUUUUUAAGUUCUCAAGGCAUUUUUCGGCAUGCCGUUUGUCUGUCGUUAAAAUUUGAAUUUCUUAUAUGAAGGAACGUAAUUGAAAGCUUCAAAUUACAACGAAAAUAUUAAGAUACCAAAGGAGGACGGCAAACAUAAGGCACAUGAUGAUAAAGAUGGCUGAUAUAAAGGGUUAAAAACCCACAUGCUUUAAGUAAUAUAUCAAACAUGAGAUGCAGUGUUUCAUCACCAGAUGAAACACCGAGAAGAGAGUUGAAAAUACGACGCGCAGCGGAGUAUUUUUGACGAACUUCAUUUUUGAAGGAGAAAUUAAGGAUGCAAAUACUAAGCAGUGUUUCAUCCGAUUUCCAAACACUCAUGAAACAUUAACUUCCUUUGUAUUUUCUUAAUGAAUUAUUAAUGAGUUUGAGAAGGCUAGUUUACUGAACCUAAGUUUUGGUUAACUAUGAAGAAAUUAAUCCAAGCAUAAGUACAAGGGGGGAGAAGCCACCACCCCUAAGGUUUUUCUGACAUUUUUCCUAGAGGAUAAAACAUCAGCACCUGACGUGUUCGUUUAUCCCUUGCGCGCAUCUUGAGACAAGUUCAGUGAUGGCCAGUUUCUAUGGUUACGAGAUAUGACGUCAUAAGUAGCAGGCGGUCAAGCCAUUUUUGAGUGAAAAAGCAUGUUUUUUCAACUUCUUUCAACAAUAAAAGUAAACCUUAGGGCUUAAAUCAUGCAAAGUGCUUAUUCAAGUGUUAUUUUUCAUUUCAAGCACAAAAAAUUACCAUUUCUCGCGGUUUUAGCCUGAUUUCUAUUCUUGGUAAAAUCGAAGAUGUCAGCCAAGAUGGCGACCAUUCUUGGUGACGUCACAGGCCUCCAGCAGCAGUUGACAAAAUUAUCAUUUUUGUUUAUAUUUUAGAGAUGAACUUUUGCAUGCCCAAGAGACGUAUGAUGUCGAUAUUUGGCUCGAUGAUAAGACACUGAUUAUACAGAAUUCGAAAUUGGCAAAGGUCAAGUCGAGAAAGAAACUACGACGCCUAUCGACAGAGUCUUACGUCAACUCAAACAACCCACUGGCUACCAAGUGGAUAUGGUACUGGCAACACCAAAGUGGAUUCUGGAGGAUGUACGAUAAAGACGACACGGUGAUUAAAAGGGGGGAUAUAUUUUCUUGGGGUUCGGAUAAUAACACCUCUUGUAACGGUAAGAAAUAGGCAACGCACAAUCAAAUCCAUACCCGUACCCACACUAUGGUAGAAGGGAGGCAAUGGGAGUGGUGGCCUGGGAUACCCAUUUGGCGGUUUUUAGCUCUUUGCUGUGUUAUAAUAUAAUAAAUAAUUAUUUUCUGCAAAUGUCAAACAUUUAAUAGAUAGCCUGCAGAGUUUAAUGCUGACGGUCCUGUUAAAUAUCCAUUCACAGGGAAAAGAUCUCCAAGAAUCUCUGGAGAAAGCCUUCUGGAACAAGCAAAAAGACUUCAAGUUUCGGAUUAGCAACCAUGAUUACAUUCUAACCCUUGACUCAUCAAGUAGCAUGAGCCAGAAAAACAUAAAUUACGGCGCGAAAAAAAGAGUAAGAAGAAGGCCUGGAAAAUUUUUUUCUAAGGAUGACAUUUCUCAACUCAAAAGGUACUUCGUGUUCUAGAAUUUACCCGGAAGAGGUACUCGGGGUAAUUAAGGGGAGGCUCCGUCCAGAGGUCCAACCCCCUACCAUUUUGAAUACAAUUUUUGACAGAAAAUUAACCCGUUUCGUGUACCUUGCUUUGACAAACGGUACUCCUUUUACAUAACCUAGUGUAGAAAGCGGCAUCCCCUUUUAACCGUGAAUGUGAAUGCACCGUCCCUUUUAACAUGACCAGGAAGGUUUCUUGUCUCUUUCGCAUCCGUUUGUUAGCCGUUUUUGGCCUUUUUACAGACCAAAAUGACAGAUUCCCUACCCUUUCAUAUACUUCAGUUAAUUAAAUCCCUAACCUUUCAAAUACCUCAUGCCUAAAAUAGGUACCCCUUUUGCGUGGACUCUCCCGGUAUAAGGCACACUUUUAGUAAAAUCUAACUAGUGGUCUAUUAUCAAAGCUGCGUUCUGAUUGGUUGAGCUACUACUAGGCUAUACGUUAUAGCCCACUAGUAGCGAAAAGCGCCGGCUUUGAAAACCAAAACAAUGGCCGUUGAAUCGCGUUUUGCUAGCUAAAGUUGUUUGUCGUGAUAUUUUUGACCAACUAGUUGAUUUUACUAAAACAAUUAUUCCUAUUUUUUUUCUUACUAAAAUAAUUAUUCGAGUCAAUAGCCCAUUCGGCCGCUCGGAGCCCAUUCGGGCUCGAAGAAUAAUUGUUAAAUAGAGAGCACUGCCUCUGGGGAAGUAAUUAAUAAAAAGGUCACAAGUGCUAGCCCUGGACUCCGUUAUUAUAUAAAGUUAUAAUCAGGUCAUGGACCAUAGGGACUGAGAUAAAUGUAAUGAUGCAGCUUGAUGUACCUUUUUCCACUAGGUCUCAGAGAGCAUUCCCAGCUCACAAUCAGCAAGAGGGAAACACAAGAGGCACUGAUAAGCCAAGCCAUUGGUCUCACAUGCAAUCCACGACGCCAUAUCAGCGUGUUCAGUUAUCACCGACUACUGACGAAUUUAAAGAAAUAGAAGAACUUUUUAAAAACUCGUUUAAAUGGAGUGUGGAAAUCCUUGCCAUCGAACGAGUGCAAAACCCUUAUGAGUGGGAAAAGUACCAAAGGUAGUCAAAUACUUUUAAUCAGUAAGGUGUCCUAUUACGGUAUUUUAAAAACGCUUAAGCUGCUUAUUUCCAACCCUUUUUCGCCCUGUUUACUUAAGUUGCUUGUGGCGACUCACACUCCUCGCUCUUGCUCAUUGCAGCCAAUAAGGUAGCCUCGUAUCCAGAUCUAGAUCUCUCAUCCCGUUCUCUAGGACGAUUGACAAGUACCCUGAGUACCAGGUGAUUUUCCUCACGUGUGGCGGGAUUUUCCGGUGUCGGCCGGAGGCCGAACCCACCCCGCGAAGCUGCAGCCUGUAGGAUACGGAUGCGCGAUCUUCUCAGUUAGCUUAGUGUCGUAGAUUUAAAACCGUAGAGGUUUCCGACUUUCUAACACAGUUUUUAUCAGCAAACUGACCGUCUUCGAAGUUGUCACGAGAUUAAGGUGUCGAUAGCCGCGUGACAAUUGAUUAAAAAAGCGCGGGUAGUUUACACCCUUCAUCUAUUAUGUUUAUAGCUUUUUUUAGUUGUUUUUAACGUAGCGUUAACUAAAAAUCAAAUCUUGUAGUAGUAUUCGCAUUGAGUGGAAAUUAAAAUUGAUUUCACUGUUUGAAUUUACUCAGAAAAAAGAAAAACAUGGCAGCGGCCCAUACUGGUUCCGCCGAGGAAAGGUUCGUAAACGAAAUGCGGUUGUUUCAUGGGACCAACCCUGAUGUAGUGGAAGCUAUUUGCAAACAGAACUUUGACUGGCGUGUCAAUGGGAAGAACGGGACUGCUUACGGACAAGGAAGCUAUUUUGCUGUAAACUCCUCCACGAGCGACUGGUACGCCAAGGAAGACAACAAAAGGUCUAA